CUGACUUCUAGAAUCCUGUGUCCGGUUGACUCCUCUACUAUCUGCUGGGACAUCUAACAGACAUCUCCUCCUGCAUAUGCACAGAAGUGACUUCUGAGCUCCCCCAAAGGCAUUCACCCUGCAGUCCUCUACAUCUCAGGGAAGAAGAGAAGAAGAGGAGGAAGAGGAAAGAAAAGGAGCCAGGAAUGGCUCCUAUUCAGGGACGGUUGUCAUUCAAGGAUGUGGCCAUAGAAUUCUCUCAGGAGGAGUGGAAAUGCCUGGACCCUGCUCAGAGGGCUUUGUACAGGGACGUGAUGUUGGAGAACUACAGGAACCUGGUCUCCCUGGAUAUUUCUUCUAAAUGUGUAACCAAGGAAUUACCACCAAAAGGGAACAGAAAUAGAGGAGAAGUAUUUCACACAGUGAUGGUGGAAAGAUAUGAAAGCUGUGACAUUGAAGAUUUUUGCUUCAGGGAAGAACAGAAAAAUAUACAUGACUUUUUGUGUGAGUGGAGAGAUGAUGAAAGAAGUUAUAAAGGAAUGCCUGUGAUCCAGAAUGAAAAAUUCACUGGUACAAGAGUUCGACAUGAUAGAAUAGAUGCAGAAAACAGGCUUAAUAAAAGUUGGCUUGGAUUUAGCUUUCAGGCACAGCUCCCAAAACUGCAGCUGUUUGAGUCUGAAGGGGAAAUUUAUGAAUGUAAUGAAGUUGAGAAGUCUGCCAACAAUAAUUCCUCACUUUCACCACUUCAGCAAAUUUCUUCUAAUGUGAAAACUCACAUUUCUAAAAAAUAUGGAAAUAAUUUUAUCUAUUCUUUAUUACUCACACAAAGACAAAAAGCAAACAGUUGUGGCAAAUUUUAUAAAUGCAAUGAAUGUGGCAAGGUCUUUGGUCAACCUUCAAGACUUGCAAGUCAUCAAAGAAUUCAUUCCGGAAAGAAACCUUACAGGUGUGAUGAGUGUGGCAAAGUUUUUAGUGUGCAUUCAAACUUAACUGCCCAUAAGGUAAUCCAUACUGGAGAAAAACCUUACAAAUGCAAUGAAUGUGGCAAAGUCUUCACUCAGAAUUCACACCUUACAACUCAUCGGAGAAUUCAUACUGGAGAGAAACCUUACAAGUGUUAUGAGUGUGGCAAAGCCUUUAGUAUUCGUUCAAACCUAACUACUCAUCAGGUAAUUCAUACUGGAGAAAAACCUUACAAAUGUAAUGAGUGUGGCAAGGUCUUCAGUCACCCUUCAAGCCUUGCAAGUCAUCGGAGAAUUCACACUGGAGAGAAACCUUACAAGUGUAAUGAAUGUGGCAAAGUCUUCAAUCAAAAUUCACACCUUGCAAGGCAUCGGAGAAUUCACAGUGGAGAGAAACCUUACAAGUGUAAUGAGUGUGGCAAAGCCUUUAGUCUUCGUUCAACACUAACUACCCAUCAGGUAAUUCAUACUGGAGAAAAACCUUACAAAUGUAAUGAGUGUGGCAAGGUCUUCACUAAAAAAUCAUACCUUGCAAGUCAUCAGAGAGUUCAUACUGGAGAGAAACCUUACAAGUGCAAUGAAUGUGGCAAAGUCUUCAGUCAAAAUUCACAUCUUGCAAGUCAUCGGAGAAUUCAUACUGGAGAGAAACCUUACAAGUGCAAUGAGUGUGGCAAAGCCUUUAGUCUUCGUUCAACACUAACUACCCAUCGGAUAAUCCAUACAGGAGAAAAACCUUACAAAUGUAAUGAAUGUGGAAAGGUCUUCAGUCAUCCCUCAAACCUUGCGAGUCAUCGGAGAAUUCACACUGGAGAGAAACCUUACAAGUGUAAUGAGUGUGGCAAGGCCUUUAGUAUUCGUUCAACACUAACUGCUCAUCAGAUAAUCCAUACAGGAGAAAAACCUUACAAAUGCAAUGAAUGUGGAAAGGUCUUCUCUCUAAAUUCACAUCUUGCAAAUCAUCGUAGAAUUCAUACUGGUGAGAAACCUUAUAAAUGUAAUGAGUGUGGCAAAGCCUUUAGUGUGCUUUCAAGCCUAUCUACACAUCAGUUAAUCCAUACUGGGAAAAAGCCUUAUAAAUGUAAUGAAUGUGGCAAGGUCUUCACUCAAAAUUCACAUCUUGCAAAUCAUCGAAGAAUUCAUACUGGAGAGAAACCUUUCAAGUGUAAUGAGUGUGGCAAAGCUUUUAGUGUGCAUGCAAGGCUUAUUACCCAUCAGGCAGUCCAUACUGGAGCAAAACCUUAUAAAUGUAGUUAGUGUAGCAAGGUAUUCAGUCAAACUUUAGCCUCAGAAGUCAUUACAAAAUUUGUAAUGGACAGUAACCUUUGACAUGAAUGUGACAAGCUCUUCAGUCAAAAUUUACUCCUUGCACAACAUCAGAGAAUUUAUUCUUGGAGAAUCUGUACAAUUGCAGUGACUAUGGUAAACCCCUCAUGAAUUCAAGCAUUAAUUCACAUCAGAGAUCCCAUACUAAAGAGAAAUAUAAAUGUAAUAUACAUGGCAGAGACUUUAUUCAGGCCUCACAACUCAGUAAACAUCAAAAUAUAUAUCUUUCAUGAAACCACACAAGUGUAAUGUGCAUGUUGAGGUUACUACUGAAGGACCAUAAUAUGUAGAUGAGUAUUCAUAUGAGGAAUAAUUCAGUCUCUUGUUCUCCAAGAUUAACCUUUGAUAAAACGUACUGCAGACUAACUAUAAAUCAAAAUAAUAUUAAAACUCAUGAUGAUGUAUAUCAAACAUGCAAGGAUAUUUGGAAAUGGCCAAUUAUCUUCAGAUUAUAAAAUAUUCAGUUAUUUGAGGUUUCUUUAAAGGGCUACUUUCCUAUUCUGACUUUCAACUUGAACUUGGAAAACUGCUAAUAUUAUGCCUUCCUUACAGGCUUCGUUUGGUGUUCUCUGUGAAAUAAUCAAUAGGAAUCAAUAGAAUGAAAGGACCUAAAAAGGAGGACUAUCUUUUAAAAUUAAAUAUCAUUUGAAUUAGAGAGCUUGUGGAAGGGGCGGAGAAUAAUGUAAAACUGUGAUGUCAGUCAUCAUGUUUAUUGUGUUCUGAGUGCACUUCUUUUAACAGAUGGACACUGUGGAUUAUAAGAAAGAAAUGCUGUACUAACGCACCAUGAAGUACAGUAGGCCAAGACCUUUGGCAACUGUGACUUUUAUGGGAGGAAAAGAAUAUAUUAUUAUUUUGAUAAUGUGGUCAAAAUAAUGCAGGGGAAAUGUUGGCCGUGUUUAUUGAAUGGCAAUAGCCUUUAUAUGGUAAAGAUUGAUGAAAAAUUAUUCUUUUUGAAAUUGAAAAGAACAGUUAUUGGGGGUAGAGGAUAAUCAAAAGAACCAGACUACCAUGUUCCUGAGUAGGAUUCACAUUUAACUGUUGGCAUUUGGCGGGGUGGGUAUUUUGACUUCUUUUUAAUUUUUUUCCUUAGUGUGGUCAGACAGGGAUCUGAACCCUUGACCUUGGUGUUAUACCAUGCUCUAGCCAACUGAGUUAUUGCAUUACAUUUUGCUACCGUUUUAUUCAGUGUGUAUUAUAAAUCUAGUGUUUCAACUAAUAAAAUUUAAUUUUACUUAAAUAUGAA
Molecule: messenger RNA, 3510 nt
Organism: Galeopterus variegatus (Sunda flying lemur)
Lineage: Eukaryota; Metazoa; Chordata; Mammalia; Dermoptera; Cynocephalidae
Product: zinc finger protein 347-like
Exons: 4
Biological process (GO): regulation of DNA-templated transcription
Source: RefSeq, a predicted model, not a curated record